CAGUCCUCUUUUUGAAAGACCAAAAAACAAACAAAGUUACGAAACAUGACAUUUUCAGAAAAACUACUACACUUCCAAGAGUCCUAGAAUUUCCUACUUUUUUCCUUUUCACAACUUAUAAACAACGGAAACAAACUACUUUCACAGAAAAUAUUAUCGAUAACCCUGAAUACGCAGUGUUGGUUACCUUUAACAGUAUUAAUAUCUCUUACAACACAAGAAAAUUUACAGCCGUGGCUCAAACCUUUGACACUAUUCCUUCUUAUUUACAACAAAAAAGAAUAAAGCAAGCAACAAAUAGCAUGGACAACAUAACACUCAACCAGGAAGACCAAGAAUUAUAUAUUAAUGCCAUCAACUCAAUAGAAGAAACAGUCAUCUUAGAAAAUACAAACUAUACUUCAAUAAACACUUCUUCUAAUUCUUCUCGCGAAAAUUCUCCAGCACCCCCAAAAAAACGCGUAACACUCUCACCCCCUAAAAAUGAUCAACAGGCAAAUAAUUCAGCCGACAAACAAAGAACACCAGUUACGCGACGCGACUAUGAAACACAAAACUGCGUAGUUCCCUUUGAAAAAGAAGCACUAAGGGCUUUCCUUUCGCAAUACAACAAAGACAAAGCAAUAUUUCGUAAACCACCAAACAACUUAGAAGACGCUCCAGACCACAUAAAAGAAUGGUUGACAUUACUAGAGAAAGAAAUUACACAAUUCAAAGACAAAAACGACAUUAACAAUGAAGAAACUCUCUCCCCCCAACUUCAUAGUGAGUUACGAGAUCACUUAAGAACAAAGAUUAUGUGGUGCUACCUACACAGUAUAGAUUUCUCAAAAAAUUGGGGAGGAAGAGACAUGGCCCAACUCAUAAUAUACACAAUCAAUUUCAUUCUACCACCAUACAAAAGACCCAACAAAAUAGAAUUUAAUUAUAACCAAUUUACCAGACAAUGUGUAAAACACUUCUAUAAAUUCAAAUCAGCCAAACAUCCAUUACCCGAAGAUCCAAACAGUUUGUAUAAUGAAACAGUAACAGAACUUCCAAAGGUAAUCUUUCCACUUCGAAACAACACACACUUAACAGAAGUACUACAAGUAUUACACAAAUGGUAUGACUUUGGCUUAUUACCAAUUGAAUACUAUUGCCCAAAAGAACCAUUACCACAAGACUUCAUCAACCUAAGAAAUGAAAUCUUAUGUAAAACAAAACUGCCAAUACAAACUAAAGAGCAAAUGAGAGAAAUAAACGAAUACAAACAAGAAUUACGAAAAUUUUAUACCUUACCUACGAAACUCCCAAAUAACUAUAUACAAAUAAAAGAAAAACCAGAACUACCACAAGACUACAACGACGUGAAAGAAGACAUCAAAAAAUAUCUUCCAUGGAACAAAGCAACAGUCUCAGAUGGUAUCUCGUUCUACGACAUUCUAAAUGCAUUGAGAAAAGAAUACAAGAUCAAGGAUAAACUACCAAACUCAUAUUUCUUCAAUCAUACUGAAUUACCAGAACAUCCUAAUCAAGUAGACAUAUCAGAUCUCCCAUUAAAUAUCACUUUGCCAAUCACCAGAAAAGAAGAUAUAAAAUUCUUAACAGAAACAUUGAGGAAAAAAUAUAUAUUUACAACCAAUAAACUCUCUAAAGAAUGGAUCGAUUUAGAAGCAGACAACAGACCUCCUCUUCCUACAAAUAUGAAUACAGUCAAUAGAGUAGCUAAUAUCAAUCUACCUAUCAACAAAACUCAAAUAGUACAAACAGUCAAACAAUUAAGACAGCAUUACAAGUUUGACAGAAUCCCAGAAGACUGGAUUUUAGCCAAAUAUACUCCACAAGAUGAACUCCCCACAAUAGAUAGAGUAAUUAUCGACCUAGCAAAUAAGACAGAACAAACAGUAAUACUCCCAAUAACAGAUAAAACAAAAAUUAACCAAACUGUCAAAACACUUCAUCAAUACUAUAACUUCGCACAACUCCCAAAAGAGUUUUUUCAAUCUAAUAAAGGAGGUUAUGGCCCAACCCACACAUUACCACAUACCUCAAUAAUAAACCACAAUUACAACAAUGACAAUGACGAAAAUAACAACAUUUGGGAUUCUGAUCAAGACCUUUCCCUUACCUCCCUUUUUUCUGAAUUCACAAACAACUCAAUAGAAGAAAAUGAAAUCAGUGACUCCAUUAAACGGAAUCAAGAAAUAGAAGAAUUUAUAUUCAACAAUCAAAUCAAUACACCCCCUUCCAUAACUGAUAUUUCAGAUUAUACUACAGAUAUUCCAGAAACAAAUGAUAAUUCUCUUACAUCAAGUUCAGAACUGACAGAAAUACAAAGCCCUAACUUACAAAAAUUCAUACAAAUUGGAACACUAAAU
Dentiscutata erythropus is the source of this 2360-nucleotide messenger RNA. The record is from the annotation of a GenBank genome assembly. NCBI's taxonomy places the organism in Eukaryota, Fungi, Glomeromycota, Glomeromycetes, Diversisporales, Gigasporaceae.